Desarmillaria tabescens is the source of this 879-nucleotide messenger RNA. RefSeq lists its product as uncharacterized. The transcript has 6 exons. The record is from RefSeq and is a predicted model, not a curated record. NCBI's taxonomy places the organism in Eukaryota, Fungi, Basidiomycota, Agaricomycetes, Agaricales, Physalacriaceae. Bases 30 to 851 code for a protein of 273 amino acids.
CACGAAACUUGCUUUUCACCAUCCCAAUCAUGUCUGAAAUAGUUUUUCCUCCCUUAGAUCCCUCUCUUUACGCUUUGACCGAAGGCGAAGCUGCGUUCUUCGAGGCAGAAACAGGAAUACAAGAUGAUGUUGAGUUGAAGAACCACAUCUUAGCUACCCAAGAGGCAGCAUACAAGAUUUUCCCUUAUCCUUGUAUUCGCAAUUUUAGUUUUCUGGGGCUGAAGAUCUCAAGGCACCCGUCUUACCAACAGCUCUUGAAGAUUGGAAAGGAACGCCAGGGGGCUAUUUAUGCCGAAAUCGGAUGCUGCUUUGGAAAUGACGUCCGAAAGGCGGUCGUCGAUGGUUAUCCUGUCCAACAAGCCAUAGCCACAGAUCUGUACCCAGAAUUCUGGGAUCUUGGACACAAGCUCUUCAAGAGCACCUCAGAAAGCUUUCCGGCACGAUUCAUACCUGCGGACAUAUUCGAGCUGAAGGGUUUGAUAAAACAGCCUUUGGCGUCUGCUCCCGAGCUCUCCAAAGUCCAAUCCUUCGCAGAACUUUCUGGAAAUGUCUCUGCCAUUCAUGCUGCAUCUUUCUUCCACCUCUUUGAUGAGGAGAAGCAGUUCGAGCUCGCGAAGAUCAUGGCGGCUCUGCUGUCCUCUACUCCUGGGUCGAUGAUUUUCGGUUCUCAUGGGGCCAAUCCCAUUAAGGUGCCAAUGUUCUGUCAUUCUCCCGAGAGUUGGAAGGCACUCUGGGAUGGAGGUGUUUUUCCCGAAGGUACUGUCAAGGUUGACGCCUUUUUGAAGGAAAUUGUAGCGAAUGAUUCCAGUCCGAAUCUCUAUUUGCUCGUUUGGAGUGUUACGGUCUUGUAAAUGAAUAGGCUGUCAUGAAAGACUAUGU